UCUCUUUCUCUCUCCUAUCUUCUGUUUUGUCAUAAUAUAAGGACAUUAAUCACAUUCUUAAUGCAAAACUAAACUCACAUAAGCAUAACAAAACAAAUGCCGAUUAUUAUCAUUGACGAUUCUUUCAAGAGACCAGGAACUGUGCCUUUCAGCUGGGAGAUCCGACCCGGUGUACCCAAGACCCCACCCGGAAACACACCUCUUCUCCAACUCCAACCUCCCAAUUACCUCUCUCCUCUCCGUUUGAAACCAUUGUCUCACUCUCAACCAUUUCUCCCGCCGGCGCUUUCUCCGCCGUCGUCUUCUUUCAUCUCCAAAUCCAAGAGCCGUUCUUUAUCUCCUCUCGCUCCUUCCUUCUCUACUCCAUCAAAGCUCAAACCGCCACCACGGUCGCACUCUGGUUUCUACUCUUCGGGACCAUCUUUCCGUUCUACCCCGCGUGCUUUCUCGGAGCGGUGGCAGUUAAACCGUACUAACCGGAUCUUAACCCGAUCAGAGUCCGAUCCCAGACCGGACUUUGCUUUUGCCGGACUCGGGUGUUUCCCGACACCUAAGUUCAGGUUGAGAAAGAACAAGAGCGGUGGUGGUCUGAGAAAAACCGGGUCAAGGUUGGAGCGUGGUUACUGCUCCUAUAUGGAGACGAUGUCGCCGAGGACUGUUUCUAACCGGAGAUCAGUGUCUCUGAGAUGGGACUCGCCGAAGUCGUCGUCGUUCUCUUCCCUCCGAUUCUCGCCACGUCUCGCUAACGAAGCUGAAUGGGCCGGGUUUGGACUAUUUUGAGCAUAUAUUAAUUAA
Brassica oleracea var. oleracea is the source of this 795-nucleotide messenger RNA. RefSeq lists its product as uncharacterized. Bases 97 to 780 code for a protein of 227 amino acids. The transcript has a single exon. NCBI's taxonomy places the organism in Eukaryota, Viridiplantae, Streptophyta, Magnoliopsida, Brassicales, Brassicaceae. The record is from RefSeq and is a predicted model, not a curated record.